UUAUGCCUGAAAAAUAUAAGGACAUUUUUACAGACAUGCAAGAAAGUAUUUGGUUUAAAGGAUCAGGAUUUGUUUGAUCCACCAGAUCUGUUUGAUGUGAAAGAUUUUCGGAAGGUUUUGUACACAUUGUCGAAACUUUCUAAAACAGAACUAGCUCAAAAGACUGCCAGCGAGUUUCCACCCUUCGUAGAAACCCAAGAAUAUGAUGAAGAUGAAGACAUUUACAGUAACCUUAAAGAGAUGGCAUUUGAGAAUGACUUGGAUGAUAACCAGGAUUUAUAUGAUGUCGUGUACGACGGCGAGGAAGAUGAACAGAUAUAUGAACACUUGUGUAUUCGACAUCAAAGAUUCUCCACACUUCUUUCUGCUUACUUACAGACGGGAAUGCCACCUCCAACCACAAAACGGGACCACUGCCUCAAAGAGUUGGUUGACACAGAGAAAAAUUAUGUUGAAGCCCUAUUAAUGAUUGUGAAUCAUUUUAGUAAACCUCUUCGAAAUGUUUUACCUUCACAAGAGCGAGAAAUUAUAUUCAAGCACAUAGAACCUCUUUUGGAAGUUCACCAGGCCUUUCACAGUGAACUCUUGAAAGCCUGCUCGAAAGGUGUACCUAAAAUUAGUGAGGUAUUCAUUAAACAUAAACCUAAAUUUCUCAUUUAUGGGGACUUUUGUUCCAACUUGCCCCAGGCACAAGACCUCAUUGAUGAAGCAUGCAAGCGUAGUGAAUUAGUGAGAAAUUCCAUUGAAGAGUGUCAGACAAGAGCAAAUGAUGGAAAAUUUCGUCUCCGAGACCUUCUCUCUGUGCCGAUGCAGCGUGUCCUCAAAUAUCAUCUGUUACUGAAGGAAUUAAUUAAACAAACAGAUAAAACGGAUGAUGAUCGGAAGAAUCUAGAAAUAGCUUUAGAAGCUAUGCAGGAUUUAUCAUUAUAUGUAAAUGAAGUGAAGCGUGACAAUGAAGCUGUUGACCUUAUUGAAGAAAUUCAAAACAGUAUUGUUGAUUUACAGAUGCCCCCUAAUAUUUCCCUGAAGGAUUAUGGCCGUUUACAGAAAGAUGGUGAUUUGAAAGUGAGAUGUCAUUCUGAUAACCGAGCACGACCAAGAUAUAUUUUUCUUUUUGACAAAGUGAUGCUUAUGUGUAAAUCACGGAUUGUGGAUAAACUCUUUUGGGGAGAAGCAUAUAGUUAUAAAGAAGCUAUUGCUCUUGGUGAAUACCGAAUUGAUGAACAAGUCCCUAGUCGGGAUCAACAGAGGAAGCCUGAUAAGUGGAACUUUUCCUUCACGAUGGUGCAGAAAAAUCAAGAGCUAGCUUAUACUUUCUUUGCUAAAACCGAUGACAUGCGUAGUAAAUGGAUUGAAGCAAUUUUACUGUCACUUGAUAAUGUUCAACCAGCUGCAGGAUCUAGCUAUGUGAUGCAUACUUUUAGUAAACCUAAAGAAUGUGAUGUGUGCGGUAAAUUGUUGAGAGGUGUGUUUUUCCAGGGUUACCAGUGUCAAGAAACAAAAAAAGCUGUUCACAAAGAAUGUAUUGGGAAAGAAAAGAAUGUGCCUCCAAUACCUCCAAGAACUAGUCAUGUUCGCUCAUUAGAAGAAUAUUUAGGAAUCCCUGCACCUCCAAAUGAACGGACCGCUUUAAAAUUCCAAAGUGACACAGUUAUUGAGCUUCUACAGAAAUCAGAUGAAUGGUGUCGGGGUCGGUUACGUGGAGAUGAAGGAUGGUUUCCAGCUCGGUCAGUUUCAGAUGUUUCAAGUCGGGACCAUCAUCGAAAGACUUCAUACACUGAACAUAAGCUGAAUGGCCACCAUCAUGCUAUUACUAAUACUACAGAGCAUGGCAACAAUCUACCUAAGUUUGACACCUCUAUGUUAACAAAAUACCCUUGGUAUGUAGGACCAAUGGAACGUGACUGUGCCACCAAGAAGCUAGAAGGUCAUGCCAGUGGCACAUACAUGAUUAGAGAGAGUCAGAACCCAACACGAGCAGGAGAGUUAUCUCUUAGUAUAUGUUUUGACAGUACAGUUCGUCAUAUAAAAGUGAAUAAAACGUCAGAUGGAGAUUUUUUCUUGGCCGACAUCAAAUUUUUCCACUCACUCCCAGAACUUGUUGAGUGGUAUCAAGAAAAUUCCUUGGUUCACAGUUUUCCUGAGUUGAAGACACAACUAAAGAUCCCCUUCAAAGAAAGCACAACAGCAGGGUUUUCAUGGAAUCUGAAUAUAGUGAGUUAUGCUGUUGCCAUUUAUGAUUAUUCAGCAACGGCCACCAACCAGCUUUCAUUGCGGGUGGGUGACCGGGUGGCAAUAUUGAGCAAAGCUGGAGGUGACAAGGGCUGGUGGAAAGGAAAGAUUCUACAUUAUGGAAAGGUCGGCUACUUUCCACUAACAUACGUACGAGAAGAAGAAGACUAAAACGAGGAAACCAGCAUGCUCCGUCGCGAACUCCAUCUGGUCUUUGUAUUCCAAGGAACAACAAAAACACCAUUACCGCAACAACAUCAACAAAAAAAACUACUACAACAAUAUCGACAACAAUCACUACCACCAGCACCACCACCACCACCACC
Octopus bimaculoides (California two-spot octopus) is the source of this 2558-nucleotide messenger RNA. RefSeq names its product guanine nucleotide exchange factor VAV2. Gene Ontology annotation, cellular component: cytoplasm. Gene Ontology annotation, biological process: intracellular signal transduction; cell migration; regulation of GTPase activity. Gene Ontology annotation, molecular function: guanyl-nucleotide exchange factor activity; protein binding. NCBI's taxonomy places the organism in Eukaryota, Metazoa, Mollusca, Cephalopoda, Octopoda, Octopodidae. The record is from RefSeq and is a predicted model, not a curated record.